UACUUGCUCACGUAGUUUUACUGUUCACCUGUACAGUGGGAUAUGUAGCGAAUAACGUUAAAUAUUCUGAAAGUACUACGAAAUUACCGGUAGACGUCAUAGGAGAAGAAACUGUGAAUAAAAAAGUUAGUGCUAAUAUAAAUGAAUCGGACAAUAGUAACCGUAGUAAAUACAUGUAUUUAGAAGAUGUGUUGGUGGGAUUGAAAUAUCAGAAUUGGACUGAGGACGAGCUGCCGUGUUUGAACCAAACGUUAGUGUUGAUUCGGAGUUUGCAGAAUUUUACGCUUUGGGCUGUUUGGGAAUGGGACUCCGUUUCAUCCCAGCCUCUUGGCCUACUCUCUGGCAACCGGUACCAACUGGGCAACUUCGACCAAUGCAUGAACCCGCCAUGGAUGUCCACCUAUCCUGAAGUGGAGUCCCAGUACUGCUUAGCUGAAGUAUCCCUUGAGAGAAGCGAUCAUGCGAAAAAGAGACGGCUAGAUGACAUAAAACCGUACGAAAACGCACUGGAUUUUAUACAACACCACACGCCGAACGUCCGUCCACUCUCCCACUUGACAUGGGGGGCUUGCGUGCCUUCCGUAUGCCAACCACGUUCAGUGGAACGCCUGGUGAGCGCGGUGCUUGCCCGCAGCCAUCUCAGCGCGGCUGGGCUGCGACCGCGCAUUGCUGUGAGCGAGCCCUGUCAGCAGACAAACAGCCCGAGGAAAUUCGACGCACUGUUUUACGCGUUCGUGAGCCUUAUGGUAGUACUAGCCUUAAUUUGUUUGAUGUGCACAAUAAUUAACGCUAAAAGAAAAAACAGUAACAGCUUGAGUUACAAUGUCUGCAAAGCUUUCUGCCUGAAAGAAAACUCGAAAGACCUUCUGAAAAUGCAAAAAGACGGCAUUGAAGUUAUCUAUGGAAUACGAUACCUAACAAUCUGCUUCAUUGUGAUGUGCCAUCAGGCUGGCAUGCUGAAUUCCGGACCGAUCAGCAAUGGCAUCGGAGUUGAUAAAGAGGUAACUCUAUCACCGUUCGCGAUUUUUAUCCUUCACGACGACGUAUUUGUGGACACCUUCUUCGUGAUCUCCGGAUUCCUCAUGGCCAAGACCAUCACAGCAUACGAGAAACUUCCUAACAUCUUCUUGCUACUAUUGAAAAGAUACAUAAGACUAGUGGUAGCUCUAGCAGUGGUGGUAUUCUACGUGUGUGCCAUCUUCCCUCUCACCGGCUCCGGCCCUCUGUGGGAGAGGUUCGUGGCGGGCGAGACCGACGCGUGCCUAACCAACUGGUGGCUAAAUAUACUCAUGCUGAGCAACUAUAUCAAUACAGAUAAUGCGUGCAUCGUAGUCUCCUGGUACAUUCCUUGCGACUUCCAUCUAUUCGCGCUGACCAUCCUCACAUACGCGCUGUACAAACGUUGGCGAGGGUUUGGGCUGGUCUGCGCCUGCGUUCUGACCACCGCCUCCGUUAUCACCCCAGGAGUUGUCAACUACGUUAACAAUCUGUCUGCGGUGCAACUGUUUACUUUUGAAACUGGUAUCCCGUGCGACCCGACGACCGCCUCCGUCAUCACCCCAGGAGUUGUCAACUACGUCAACAAUCUGUCUGCGGUGCAGCUGUUUACUUUUGAGUGA
Messenger RNA from Ostrinia nubilalis (European corn borer), 1619 nucleotides. Its product is annotated as nose resistant to fluoxetine protein 6-like. The transcript is spliced from 9 exons. Lineage: Eukaryota; Metazoa; Arthropoda; Insecta; Lepidoptera; Crambidae. The record is from RefSeq and is a predicted model, not a curated record. Gene Ontology annotation, molecular function: acyltransferase activity, transferring groups other than amino-acyl groups. The coding region runs from base 174 to 1619 and encodes 481 amino acids.